AUGACAGAUUUAACUGACGCAGAGUUAAACAUGGAAUUUAUGGAAGAAUUUUAUUCACGAAAUAUAGCUAAUACUUUGCUAGAAGGAAUAUCAAACUAUGAAUUUAAAAAUAUUAAUAUUCAAAUUAAUACAAAUCAGUAUACCCCACGAAGAAAUGUUCUCGGAUUUGGUGAUGAAGGAAUUAGUUACGAAUUCUCUGCAACGAGGCUUGGUGCAGAACCUUGGUCGCAGUCUCUUCUAAAUAUUAAAGAAGACGUUGAAACAGUGACAGGCAUAAAAUAUAAUUUUGUCUUAUUGAACUACUGUCCUGACGGACUUGCUAAGAUAUCUAUGCACAAAUACUACGAAGCUUGUCUCGAAUCUGAAUGUGAUAUACCUACCAUCAGUUUAGGUGCAAAACGUCGAAUGAUAUUUUCCGGACUAACUUUUACAUCUCGUACUCUGGACUUAAAUCAUGGAUCACUCAUCAUGACAAAACCACCAACGAAUCAACUUUGGAUGCACGGAAUACCGUCCCAAACUGAUGUUAAAGAUCCUAAAAUUAGACUCCAUAUAUACCAUUUCGCAGCAUAA
Molecule: messenger RNA, 573 nt
Organism: Stegodyphus dumicola
Lineage: Eukaryota; Metazoa; Arthropoda; Arachnida; Araneae; Eresidae
Product: DNA oxidative demethylase ALKBH2-like
Biological process (GO): DNA alkylation repair
Molecular function (GO): ferrous iron binding; broad specificity oxidative DNA demethylase activity; cytosine C-5 DNA demethylase activity
Source: RefSeq, a predicted model, not a curated record